AUGGAUCUUUACCAAAAAAUCGAUCAAAAAACCCAGGAGAUUGAAGAGAAAAAAAAGCUUGUCAGAAAUUUGGAAAGAGCUACAGCUAGACUUCAGGAUGAAAUUAUGAUGCUUAAUGAAAAAAUCGAGCAAACUGAAGAUAGACUGGAGCAUCAUGGUCACGAAUUGGUAUAUCGCCGCCAGCGUCUGAAAGAGCUCUCUGAAGUGUCAAAUCCGCAAGAUGAAGAGCAAGCAGUGCAAAAACAGGUAAGUGCUGAGGAGGCACAAAGUUUCUUAAGGAACAUUGAGAAAGAUAUAAAGCAAAAAAUUUUAAAUUUAAUCAGCAGAAGGGAGAUAUUAGACAAUGACCCACAAGAGCUGUUUUUCUUUGAAGGCCAAAAGUUUGAAAUUAAGCCAAAUACGAUUAUCCAUACUGUUAAAGUCAAAUAUAUUUCGUUGCUUCUUCCACAAGAAGAAGAUAGAGGAAUGAAAACGGUCCCGAAAGAAGCAACUUUUAGAAUUACAAGAUUUACUACACUAAAAGAUCUAAGAGCUACUGCCUGUGAAUACUGAGUAAUUACUAUAUAGAAUCUUGCGCCUGAUAACUGCAGUUUAAGGCUUCAAAAUUUUACUACUGUAGAAAAAAUUUUGGAUCAGCCUAUUGACUCUUAUUUCAUGAAAAAUACAGUCUUUCCUGAGCUAUGACUGACUGAAAAUGACCCCAGGAUAUCAAAAUACACGAAUAAGCCAGAACAGUACAGUAAAUACUAAUAUAGUUGAUGAUCCUACAGUGGCAAUCAAAGAAGAUAAUAAAUCUGCUGAAGUCAGUCAAAUACAGAAAGCCAAGCAAGAAAAAGAAAAAGCCUUAAAUAUCCUUGAUAAUUACAGAGGACUUAAAUACUAUUUACCCCCUAGAAUUGAAGGCAUUGAAGAAGUUGAGGAAAAAAGGCUCCAUGGUAGAGAUACAUCUUGCUGCACUGCUCUAUUUUUAGUUUUAUUGCUGGCUUUAACUAUUUAUAUUAUUGGCCAAAGAAGAGAUGUCACUAACUCCCCCCCUCCGUGAGUGAACAAAACCAUUAGAAAAAUCGCUAUUUUGGCCCAAAAACCCACCCUCCGUGAAUGAAAAAAAAAUUUUUUAAUAGAAAAAUUUUUAAUUGAAAAAAAUUUUGAUUAUAAGUGAUAAUUAGUAUAAUGAAAUGUAGAGCUAAUUCUGUUUAAUUUAAACAAAUUGCGUUUUUAAAACAUAAAUUUUAUAAAUUAAAUUAAUAUUUGCUUCCCAAUUUUGCAAAUUAGGAUUUUUUUUAAAUUUCGAAAAAAAAAAAUUUAACCCCCACUCACGGAGGGGGGGAGUAAGGAAUACUGACUCCAAAGCGGAAUUUCAAGAUUUGCUAUGCAAGAAGACUCUAAUGGACAAACCUUCUAUGAUGUCUCCUCAAAACCAGAAAUGACAACCUGAAUAGUUGAAAUCGUGGGUGGGACCCUUUUUUCUUCUUCAACAGCAGAUCAGAAUUAUCAAAAAUUAAUGCAUAGAAUGCAGCUGGUGGGGCAGUUAGCAAUUAGACAAGUCAGAACGCGAGAAAUGUCAUGCCCGCGGAGUGACUUAGACACAAGAAAUUAUACAUGCUAUCACAGAACAUACAGCUCAAGCACAAGGCAAGAAGAUACAAUAGCAGGAGGCAGUGAAACCUGGAGAACUUUUGAAACAGCCAGCACUAAUGGGAUCGAUUCUACUUGAACCGGAUAUUUAAGCAGUUAUGAUGGGUCAGGGUACGUGCAGUAUUAUGAUCAAUCUGAAUAUACUUAUGAGAAGUUCUCUGAAGAUUAUAAUUAUGGGGUUAGCACAGGAUGACUUUCAAAAUCAACUAGAGCUAUUUUUAUUAGCGGAAAUAUCUAUCAUCCUUCAUCGAACUAUUGAAUUUAUUUUAAUGCUAUUUAUGAAUGCUCGGUAGACGGGCUUGUAUAUCCAAGUAUAAUAAAUUAAGAUUAAAUUUAAUUCUAGUGGUCAACAGGAAUCAUUGCGGUCCCUUGGCAUCCCAUAGAAAGUUUCGCGUUUAAACUUAGCACUAUCCUUGCAUCUGCCCUUUUAAUCCUGAAUUCACCAAAAAUGGUGACGUAGAUGGUCUCUCUGGGAGAUCGCCCUACCCGCUUCUUGGUCCAGUAAACGACAAACACUCCCUGAACCUCCAAGAGGGCUCAGAGUCUAGGUGGACCGCCUUUGCCUUCUCGAUAGCCUGUCUGAGCCGUAUUAGAGGUGCAGAAAUGUUUCAAUGAGUGCUCAGGGACUUUACGUCUUUAAGUGCGUUUGCAAGCCAGGAAAAAAGAAUCAGGGGUCAGCCCCUAGACCAAAAAACCCACCAGAGAGCUUUCACAGUGUAGCCCCUCUUUUCUGGGUCAGAUUAACUCUCAGAUCGCCAAAAGCCUUGCAAGAUCACGCCAUUUUAAUAUUCUUCAAGUAUAAUAGAAACCGUUGCUUUUACUCCAAAUAUUUUCACACGAAGCAAAGGAGCGACAACUGCUGAUAUCUUUAGAAUCAUUUUUUCACUUUACAUCCUUUAUGUCUAUGUCAUGACCAUUUUGGAAAUCAAGGAUGGAAAGAAAAACAUCCAGCACGCGCUUUCUUUCCAAGGGAUUCUAGAUCUUCUUUUAAUUAUUUUCAUUAUUGUUACGGUUGGAUUAACUGCUAAGGUUGAUGAAGACGAGAAAAAAAUUUACCAAGAUACAAAGUACACCGACCUAAGAAGCACUGCUGAAUGAUACCGAUUCUACCACAAUUUAAAUGCCUGCACCUUGACUUUGGUUUUGAUUCGAAUCAUUGUGUUUUUGCAAGUAAAUAAAAGGAUCUUCAUCCUUAUGUCAACAAUUAAAAACGCCUCACAAAAUCAGAUUGCAUUUAUGGUCAUCUUAAUCUCAGUCCUGUCAUCCUUAGCUAUCAUUGCCCAAAGUAUUUGGGGUCAGAAUCUUUUUAUGUUUAGAUCGUUUCCUUAUUCUUUUCUCAUGAUUUUAUUGCUAAAUGUAGGCCAUGGAGACUAUAAAACGAUGUUUGACUUAGACUUGGCCUGGAGUGUGAUUUUCUUUUUGGUUUAUUUCUUUGGGAUUGUGUAUUUCUUAUUUGCAGCAUUCAUGGGAAUUUAUACCGAUUCCUAUAAAAUGGUGAGACUGCUGGAAGGCUACGAUGAUGACCAGAAUACUUGGAAGAAAAAAGACUUGAUGUUGUGGUUUAUCGACUGGAUUCCUUCAUUCGCUAAAAGACUUAUAGUAGAAUUAAUAUUUAAGGAAAGCAAAAAGAAGGUGAAAGAGGAGGAAGAAGAAGAUGACGAUGAAGAAAUUGAUUAA
Molecule: messenger RNA, 3312 nt
Organism: Blepharisma stoltei
Lineage: Eukaryota; Ciliophora; Heterotrichea; Heterotrichida; Blepharismidae
Source: the annotation of a GenBank genome assembly